Molecule: messenger RNA, 502 nt
Organism: Argiope bruennichi
Lineage: Eukaryota; Metazoa; Arthropoda; Arachnida; Araneae; Araneidae
Exons: 4
Coding region: 144-455 (103 amino acids)
Source: RefSeq, a predicted model, not a curated record
CUUUUAAAGAACCAUUGUUAAUUUUUAAUAAGUUUAAGUUUUUAAUACUCUGCUGGAUAUUUGAAAUAUCUUUAUAAUAUUGUGCUGAAUAAUCAGCUUGCAUUACUCGGAUAAUACUGAGGUUUCAAGUAGUGUAAGCCAAAAUGCAUAUUUCCUUUCUCCUGGAGAAGGCUCCUGUUCCUUUUGACAACAUCGAGCCUCCUUUUGACAUCAAAAUGGCAAGCAAUAAUUCUAGGAAUCGGCCCAGUAUUAAAAGAAUUUUUUUGAAUAGAAAUUUGGAAAUCAGGACAAAAGUGUGGAUAUACUUUGUGAUUUGUGCACCGUACCAAGUCAGUGUCGUCAUGACAUUCUCAAUUUAUUUGAUCUCAAACCUGUCUUGGAUGCAAGAAGGAAGAGACGUUUCUAAUAUAAGCUGCCCUCUUAUAGGCUGUGGCAUAGCUUACCCUGUUGGAUGACAAUUGGAAGCAAAAACGAAAAUUUUGAUUAUGAAAUUGCAAUAAUG